AUGGCUUCGAUUUCUUUCCCCCCGCAAUCCCAGUCGGGCUUCUCGCAGCAUUUCGACUCUUCGCCUCCCGAUACAUCGUCGAGUCGUCGAACCAGUAUGCCUCAUUUGCCAAAUCCACCAUUCGUAUUCCCGGCGCGCGACCCGGACGCUCCAGCGCCCAACCCCGAGCAUGCGGAGCAGCGAACACCACCGGCUCUCCCAGCAUUUUCAUUUAAUCCCGGAUCCGGAUCAGAACCACCUUUGCCCCCAUCACAUGUACCAUAUCGACCAAAUGGCCAUCGACGACGGCCGAGUGAGUUUGUUGGGGACAAUCAGUUGGUUACACCAGGCUCAGGGGAUGCGGAGAAGCGGGAAGAGUCUUCUCCUCCGACCCAAUCGAGUGUUCCAGCACCUGGUCCUCCAAGAGGUCCCGGGCGACGGCAUCAUGCUCAUCGCCGCUCUGCAGCAGUUUCCGGAGUCGAUAUGAACGCCAUCCAGAAAGCGCUCGCAACAAGCCAAGGUCCAAUAAGCGCGCCCAAUACCCCCGGAGACCAGUUAUUCGACAAAGGAAAUGAAGAUACUUCCAGGCCACUUUCCUAUUCGGCUGGAAGCACUGGACGCCCAACACCUCCCGCCUCUCCUCAAUCCCCCCCUGCCUCCUAUAUACCACCAGUCCCGCCGAUCCCGCCAGCUCUUCAAGCCGAAGUAGCCAUCCCAAUUAUUCCGAACAAUGAUGACGUUGAAAUUAGCCGUCCUGUUUCUGCGGUCUUUAGCGAGACGCCAGAAAGUCCCCCGGUUGUCCAAUCUGAGCCACUGCAAGUUCCAACUCCCCCAGCUGAGAAGCGACCGCAGCCAAAUCGCAAGUCAAAGCCACGCCCGAAAACCGCCGAUGCAUCGUUGGCAUUCGAUUUUAUGCAAUCUCAACAAGUACCGGAUGUGCCCAAUGUCAAACGUUCGAAGUCAACGGGGCAUUCCCGUUCCCGCAAGAGUAGAUCGGCUGCGAAUUUGCUUGCGAACCAAGGUGGCGAUGAUGCUCAUUCAACCGACACUUCUCGACCAUCUUACUCUGAUGAUGGAUCCGAAAUGUCCAGUGAUAAUGAAGAUGACCACGAGGAUGAUGACUCUUCACCCAAGAAAUCCCGGUCAAAAUCGAAGAAGAAGCAAAAGCGUGUUCGUUCCUGGGCUGGUGCCAUACUGACCCGUGGGAAAGGCAAGCGCCAUGCGAAGAAUGAAGGCGAAGCUGUUGAAUCGCCUGAGAAGGUGAAAUGUAAGAACAAGGAGAAGAAAUUGCCGCCAGCAUUGACACCUCCAAUGCUUACGCGUACUAACUCAGCGGCAAACUCGUUCAUGGAAGUUGAUUUUGAUAAUGACGAUGUCGUGGUUCUUCGAACUCCUACCAACCCAGAAGGCCCUGUAUCAUCGGUCCAAGACGCCCAGGAUAGUUCCCCUGUGCCUGCACCCUCUCUUGAGAGUUCGUGGAAACCGAGAAGUUUCUACGAACAAACAGCACAUGAUGAUACUCUGAACAGCCCAGUCAUUGAUCUGGAUGCUGCUCUGGGUCCAUUUAACACCCCAGAUAUGCGCCCUCGGGAAGGGGGUCAGAGCAAAUUUUCCGUGGCAACGCAACGUAUGUACAGUGGUGGUCGACGAGGUGAAUUUGUUGGCCCAGAAAUGCGCUAUCAUCGCCGUACAGAGAGUGCACCUGUUAUGCAACCUUUUGACCGUAGCUCUUUGGGCCCAAUUCGGCUAGGAGGUAAAGGAGGCGCAGAGACUCCAGAUGUUUUCGAUGAAGAAGAAGAGGAUGAGUUCCUGGCUGCGAAUCAGUCACCCAGGAACGGAAGGAUAGCCCGAGCUGAAGAUCACGUACCAACACUUUCAGCGUCUUCUGAAGGCCAUAAGCCGUCUUCGGAGUCAGUCAAGAGUACCACGAGUGCCGACACUCUGACACGGGCACCUGAAUCCAAUCCUGCCCAGCCGGAGGGCCUUGGUAUUCAAGCUACCGAGGAGCUUGCCAGCUCGAAGGAAGUCCCGAUUGAGGAGAAAGAGAUUUCAACCCUACCCCUACCCGUCAUCAACCCAUUCGCUGGACCGUCUUCGCGAGACCCAGCAGAUAGCUUGAAGCCGGAAAAGCCAACAUUGAAAAAGCUAGCGCCUCCGAGUCCCGAUAUCUCUCCUCGAUUCCUAGCUGUUGACAAGCGACCAUCUACAUCUCCCAAUCAGCUACCGCCCACCAUUCCGCCAUUCUCUCUUUCUGCGGGCGUGUCGCCCUCGGAUUCUUCUUUUCCAUCCCCAGAUGCGCCACGAUUCUCUGACCGCAACUUUUCGAGUCAUUCUUAUCAGACCCUUCCAACGGAUUAUCACUAUGCCUCAGUUGAGGAUGUCCCAUCCUUGACGAGCAGCGCAUCUACCAAUACCAUGAACCGUUUCUCUGCGACUUUCUUUCCUCGAAGCCGCCUUUCGACAGACAGAGCUGUGUCAUUUUCAGCUGCUGUUCAUCGGCGCAGUAGUCAAGCCAACUCUUCUAAGAGGUCUAGCUUGGCUAGUCUCUCGAAGCUGGUUGGCGCCGGCCACUCAGAACGAAGCAAACUCUAUCAGGAGGAGAAACCACCGGAAGAUGCACACGAAACAUCUAGGAAGAAAAGCCGUCGCAUCACCCGGUUAAUGCAUUUCUGGAAAGGAAAAGACAAAGAGAAGUCUGCUACCGAGCCGUCUAUCCCAGAGCAGCCGGUAUGA
Messenger RNA from Penicillium angulare, 2712 nucleotides. Its product is annotated as putative cell wall proline rich protein. Bases 1 to 2712 code for a protein of 903 amino acids. The transcript has a single exon. The record is from RefSeq and is a predicted model, not a curated record. Lineage: Eukaryota; Fungi; Ascomycota; Eurotiomycetes; Eurotiales; Aspergillaceae.